Nezara viridula (southern green stink bug) is the source of this 4128-nucleotide messenger RNA. NCBI's taxonomy places the organism in Eukaryota, Metazoa, Arthropoda, Insecta, Hemiptera, Pentatomidae. The record is from the annotation of a GenBank genome assembly.
UGGCAAUGGUUGCUGUUUCUCAAGCAAUGAUAAAAGUGUUAGUAAGUUUGUGUUCGUAAUUAUAUUUAAUUUUUAUACAAAUGGAUUUGCCGACAGACGUAGAAGAAAUCCUCUCAGAUGACUAUGAAGAGGGGGAAAUAUUGGAUGGUGAUAAUUUGUAUGACGAGGUGAGCUCACUAGAAGAAUUCAGUAGUGGUGAUGAAGAAUCAAGUCAAUUGCAAAAUAGUAAUAAAGAGGCCGAUAAAAGAGAUUCCGUUAUUGAGAAGCUGAAACAGAGCACUAAACACCGCAGAAAGGACCAUAAGUGCAAAGAAAAUAGUGUUUGUAGAAAAGAAAGGAAAGGCAAGCAUUGCUAUGCUAGAAUUAGGAAGGCAAAAAGUUCUAAUAAACAUAAAACAAUUUCUGAAGUAACAACGCAGUCCACUGUUGAAAGAGUUUUUCCAAGGAAACCUGAUCCAGUGCCUGUCGUCAAACAUUUAAAAUGUAGGCCUGUGAGCCCUUACAAAGUAAGACCUGAUCCUGCUCCAAAAAUACUUCAUAGAUUUGAUUAUAAAGAUUACCAUGAAAAGGAAAACAGACACAAUAAUAAGAGGUUCUGGAGUAAUCCUCCUAGGAAUAAAUUGAAGCCACCUGAAAAAAAUGUUCAUUAUCAUAGAAAUAAGCUGAAUAAAGAUAACCACUAUAAAUCAAAUUAUAAAACUCCAACGCCUCCUCCCCCAAAGGUUGCAUCUGUAGAAAUACCUAAAACUGAAACAAUCAGUAAUGACAAUAGUUUUUCUAAAACUAGCCUUUUAAAACGUUUAGUUGGUUCUGGUACAACUGGUGUAAAACCAAUUAAGGAAAAUGAAUCUUCUCUUUUUCAACCAAAACCAGAAAAUAUUGAUUCAGAUGUUAUACCAGUUUGUAAAUUGAAUGAACAUUUAGAGGCUUCAUCUGAAGGUAACCAUCAAAUGGAAAAUACUGUGACUCCUGAUGAAAAAUCUGAUGACUAUGAAAAGACCGAAAUGUUAUCUGAACAACCAAAGAAGAUAGAAGUUAAAUGGAUAAGGUCUAUGAAAGAAGACAAAGAUGAACUUCAUUUGCGAGUUGAAGCAUUAAGAAGUGCAUGGGUUAAGAAGUUUAAUGACCGUAAGAAGAAAGGACUUAUUUAUCAAAAGAAAUCUGAUGAAUCGGAUGACUUUUUGGAAGAAUUUGUACUUGGAAGUGAUAUUGAGGAUGAGAAGAAUGAUGACACAGUUAUUCUGAAAACUAAUGACAACACAGCAAAAAGUAAUGCUGUUCAUUGCUUCAAUGCAACUGAUAUCUCAGGUGACAUACUCAAGCCUGAAGAUAUGGUUAUUGUUAAUGAUAAACCUACUGAAGAGGCAAUUAUAUCAGAAACAGCAGUUGCUAGAACAGAAGGAAAUUCAUCAGUAUUUGUGGAUCCAUUAUUCUUUUCUGUAGGUCAAUAUCCACAGAAAACAAAUAUCUGUCAAGUGUCAAAUUCUAACUCUAAUCUUUCUUCUAACAAUCUAAUUACUACUGCUGUUGCUUCUUCUGAUACACUAUUAAAAAACAAGUGGGAAAAUUCAGUUAAUUACAAGAACAUUAAACUUAAGCAGACACCAUUAGAUCAAAAAUUGACUGAAAAUUAUCAAUAUUCCAUCAGUUCACACAAGUCGAAAACAAGAAGAUCAAGAUGGAAAAAACGUAGGAGAUCAAAGGGAAAUAUGAUUGAUACCACUAAAAAUAUCAAUGCUUCAAAUACGUCUGCUGAUCUUGAUGAAAAUGAACUAAGAGAAUUGGCUCUUCUUUCUGUGAAACAGAAAAAUAAAAGCAAAAUAUCUGCAACUGUUAAUGAUGUUGAUACAAAUGAAAAUAAUCCUCAAAUUAUUGAAAAUGGUGUAAUACACAUUUCCAAUAAACCAACCGAUAAAGUUAUUGCAUCCUUAUGUGAAUCCGAAAGUACUGGUGCAGGAAGUGGUGACAAUUGGGAAGAUGACCUGGAUGAAGAUAUUCUUAGAGCAAAACUUUUAAGUUCGUUAACAAAACAGGUCAGUGAAGAAAGUGCGAAGAUUGAAAGUUUGACGGCUGGUGUCCUAGAACCAAUUAGCAAAGAGAGAAUUAUAAAUACUAGAAUAUUCAAGCCAGUUGUAAAUUUAAUAAAUGAGCAUAAUUCAAAAAAGCAAGUAAUAAAGAAAAUAGAUAAAAGAAAAUUGAGGAAUAGUCUUAACAAAAAGGUUUGGAAACAGGGUAUUGCUCCUGUUCGAAAAGCUAGACAGGAGGCUCUCAUUUCUAUCAAUCAUUUCAGAAAGCCCAAGGUGUUCCAGAAAAGUGACAGCAGUAAGCAAAUCCAACUAAACAAUGCAUCCAAUGUGCGACCAAUCCCUCAGGUCGCUCAAAUGAUAAUAAAAUUAGAUGAUUCAGAUUCGUCUAGUGAUUUAGACAAUUCGACUUCGGAACCUGUAAAGUCUUUGUCUAAAUUAGAUCUAGUCCCUCCUGAAAUAGAGGCGAACAUAGAUCUUCUUCUUCGUGAGGCUGAACUAAAUUCUCAGCUGGAGAAGGGAGUUAUAGAUAGUUCUUCCAUUUCUAAACAACUCGAUAAUGAGGAGAAAAAACAGCUGCCAGAAAAUACCAUGUCAUUACAACUCUGUGCUUCCACUCCUUUGGUAGUUCAGGCAGAAAUUAAAAGACCAAAUGUCGAAACCCAUGGUAGUUCAAGUUCAAGCUCAUCUAGUUCUUGUAGUUCAGUUAAGACACCACAGGUUUUGAAACAUUUACCAGCUUGGCAACAAGAAGAAUAUAAGAGAUUAAAGAAAAAAAUUGCUGAAAAAGAAAAAGUUUUACAAGUUACUCGAUCUAAAAUAAUUGAGCCCUCAAAAGACACCAAUAUAUGUAAUAUAGUUUCUUCUGAUGUAAAAGAUUCAGCAAUUAGUGCUUUGAUGCCCAUUAUGAGUACUGACAAUACAAUUUCUCUAAACAACUUAUCGAAUAGCUCAAUAAUCGCAGAAAAUUCCUCAGGUCCUUUUAUUACCACCCUUGAAACAGUCAGUAAAAAUAUUGAUGCAGUUGAUAAACCCAUCAAGGUUGAAAAUUCAUCAUCUCCAUCAGAUAUUUUUGAUACUAGCAAAUCUUCAUUGAAUAAACCUCCACCAAAAAUUGAUAAAGCUUGCCCAGUGGAGAAUAGUAUUGCAAAAAAAAGCUUUCCUAACUUAGUGAGUUGUACAAUUAUGGAAGAAAUAAACUUAAUGAAUGAUAUAGUAAAUGAUUUUGAUAAAAAUAACACAGAAUAUGUAGACUUGAAACAGAAAACUGCUCGUUUGAAAAGAAUCUUAAAAGCAACAGAAUCAAAAAUGGCAGUAAAAAAGAAAGCAAUGUUUCAAAUCAGAGACACUUUAACCGAAAAAGAAAGGCAGAUCUCAUCAAAAAUUGGUUUAAUGGCCAGUUCAACUCAACCUGAUAAAAAUAGGCUGCAGAGUAGAGAUAUGGAAAUAGUCAAACUGAAAUAUAAAGAGGUAACUCUGCGAGCACAGGUUUUGUUUCACAAUUUCCUCAGUGAAAAAAUUGUGACAAACAAUAACGAUAAAAAAUCAGUUGGAAAUGUUGGGAAACUCGAGUUUUCACCGACGGGUAUUAAAAGGACAUUAAGCCCUAAAGAAACUACUACAUUGAAAAAGAAAUUCAUUGUCAAAGACUCUGUUGUAGCAAAGAAUGUUCUUCCGCAGGAUAAGGCUAAAGACAGUAAUGAAGUUCCUUUGAAGAGGAAUUUCAGUGGGAAGGAAAGGGAAAGAGAAGAAUGGGACCCGAAUACACCAGUAUGCCAUUAUGAUCUGCAUGGCAUUUGCAGAGACGAAGAGUGCCAAUACCAACAUUUCAAGACUGUUUGACCAAAAUGCCUGACUUUUUACAUGCUCAUUUUAAUUAACUUAAUAACCAUUUAAGAUUCCUAUAAUAAAACUGAUAUUCUGUAUCAUUGAACCAAAUGUUUUGUUGAAGAAGGACAUUCGAUGUACAUAGCCAUUGUACAUUAAUUCACCUGUGAUGUAUUUUAGGAUAAUAUUUAAUCAAUUAUUAUAUUUUUUAAAAAAGCUAGUGCCAAUGAAUUCCAAUUUAAUCUGUGAUAUCGAAUUGCCUAAUGUUACCUGGUAC